CAGAUGAUCAUAGUGAGCAGCUGCGAAGUGCCCUGCGCUGCUAUACAACUGUAUACCACGUCCUACAUGAGUAGUAGGGCCGGCCACCGUUGUCCUACACCCUUUCCGCCCAAGAUUCCACUUGAUCAUGAGUUGAACCGGCUGCUUCUUCUGUGACAAUCAAGUGAGCUCCGACUCCUCUUCCUGGUGCUGUCUUUGGCAGGCUCGGAGCUUAAGGUUGAGCAUCGCCAUUCCAACCAUUCUGUGUCCCAUCCGCAGUUGGUGACUACUGCAAUCAGCCCUUUGGAAGAUUUUUAUGUCAAGAAUCGUUCUCACCGGGCUCCUGGUUUGUAUGGCCUGCUACUACUAGUACCAGUAUUCAGCAUAUCCAGGAUCCCUCGCCCAAUUUAUUAUUGACAAAUAAUUUAGCGUCGCAAGCCGAGAGAAAGGAGAUUUGUGUGGUCAACAUGCAAGGGACCAGGUACAUUAUCGGGUCUCCGCCCUUCAAGCUGGUGUCCCGUCCGGAAGGAACUGUACGUACUGUACUCUCAUCCACUGCAAAUCAGCCACCCGCAUACCUACCGAAUGCUGCCCCUUUCGAGGAUUGUGUUCCAGACCAAACAUGCUGCGGGUGAUCUAUCGACGUUCUCGAACCAGCCACACAACGUGGCUCUCUGGGCGCCAGAAGGUCGACAAGAUCAUUCAGAGACGAACAUCGAUGCCGAUACUAGUACGGCCCGGUAGCCUGACCCGGGGACGCCGUAGUGCUCAGCUCCGACAGCGCCACGAAAAUAGAACGCAAUCAUGUUCAAGUCCUACACAUAUAAAAUAUAAUUAUACCACACGUGGCACCCUAUCCAUCGUUGCCUCCCUGUGGGCUUGCAUGGAUGCUUCCCUGAAAAGCAGCAGUCAAACUGGCAAUUGAGAGGAACAGUCUCCCGCUGCAAGAACUUGCAUAAACGACCGUCAAACCACUGAGUUUGGCUAAAUUCGAGGUCCCUUUCGUUCUUAUCGACGCACUGCCAGUGCAGAAACUGCAUAUCUGAUUGAUGGCCGACUUGAAAUACUGUCACUCGGUGCAAUGUCGCGCCCAAGUGAUUCUGAUUUAAGAUAAAGGAUAUGUGUAAUCCGCGUCCAUAUGUUGACUUAUUGCGGCCUGGGCAUGAACUCGCUUGGCUUGUUUGACGUUACGGCCACACCACUGCAUCCGAGGCGACUGCAUAUGGUGUAAGGAUGUGCGCCAUUGGUAUCAAUGAGGGUUGAAAGGACAGCAGCUUGAUAGUGAGAACAAUUGGCUCCCAGCCAGUGCACCAGAAUCGAAAGUCUAGAAGACAUUCCCAAUCCGAUAGUACUGUAACAAGAGAGCCAGAGCAGCAGGACUGUGGAGACCCAGGUAAAUUCAAUGUGCCUCCAGUGAGAGAGAAGGGGUGCCUGCCCUGCGCAGGGUAGUCCAAAUGCCUGUGACUUCAUCAGCAGAAAGCAGAGAGUCACGGUCGAUAUUCAGCAGAGGUGGAGGUCUGAUCGCUCAAUAUGACAAGCUUAAGGAGCAAAGCAGCCACAGGGAAGUAGAUACUGUGGGAUAACAAAACUGGAAAGACCCCGACGGCCACCUGGGCGACGCCGGCUGUAA
Exophiala dermatitidis NIH/UT8656 is the source of this 1609-nucleotide messenger RNA. RefSeq lists its product as uncharacterized. Bases 602 to 904 code for a protein of 100 amino acids. The record is from RefSeq and is a predicted model, not a curated record. NCBI's taxonomy places the organism in Eukaryota, Fungi, Ascomycota, Eurotiomycetes, Chaetothyriales, Herpotrichiellaceae. The transcript has a single exon.